AAAGGAUGUUCAGUGAACAUCGGAAUGUGGGCAUCGCAAAAGAAAAGGCGUUACCUUUACAUUUGCUACAUGCUGGAGGACACCGUGGUGGACAUAAAAGAGGUGUAAUUUCCUGGCCUGUGAGCCCUGAUCAACUUACCUUCCUACCAGCAUCUUCCCCGGACUUGUACAUUGCUUCUCUUUCUUUAAAGGGUGGUCGAUCAACGACGUAUACCCCAAAAUGAAGUUUUCAGUGGCAACAGCAGCUGCAGCCUUUGUGUUUGCACUGGGUGGUGUUGCAAUGCCUGCUGCCGGUCUGACUGAGAAGAGCGUUUCUCUGAUUUCUAAGAACGCCUGCUCGCGUGACUGCAUGACAACCAUUGUCGACCAGGUUCUUGCAUCUAUGCUGUUGCAUAAUCCCGAAAUUUUGCCUCUUGCACCCACCUACUAUGCAACCGAGAAUUCCCACCCGACAGCUUUGGGUAUGAUGACUCUCUGGCGGACCGUCACAAGCGCAGGCUCGCCUACCUUGCUAGCAAUUGAUACUAUCAAUGGCUCAGCGUAUUUCUCGCUCGACGUCACCGAAGGAAGUGAGACGAAGAAAUCCGUUUUAUGGGCUCGGAUCAAAGUUGUUGACAGACAAAUCACCCAGCUAGAGCUAUACGUGAACCGCUCCCGUGGUGACCACGGGUUCUCUUUCUCCGCAGUGGAGCUGCCCAGGAAUUAUGAGCGGUGGAUGUCGCCACCAGCCGAUCGUCAGAAGGCGACUCGCGCGGUGUUGGAAAGUCUCAGCGCCGCGACCUUCAACCCAAAUGACACGCUAUCGGUUGCCGUCGCGGAGGAGUGCCAAUUCACCGAAGAAGGCUGGAGUGUCAUCGACCCUGGCCCAGAUGGAGAUGGCUCGACUACUCCCCUGGGAUGUAGCUGGAGACAUGAUCGACCUGCUGAUGCGGAUGCACGGCUCAACCUGGUCAUUGACGAGCAGUACGGUAUCGUUGUUACUGGUGCCAUCAUUCCAGGCAAGAUCUACCCCUAUGGGGAAAUUUCUGCCUUCAUCCCGAACGAUAUGAAAGAGGCACAGGCGCAGCAGGACAAGUGGUUGGCGAAAAAGCAAGCUUCAGGCAACAUGUCGCUGUUGGCUCCUACCGCAGCCACGGGUGAAACCCUCCAGGUCCUUCAAUUCUAUAACGGUAAGCUACAAGGCCAGCAGGUCAUGCUCUACCUGAGUGGUCCGGACAUGCAAUCAGCCUGGUCUUGA
Molecule: messenger RNA, 1237 nt
Organism: Aspergillus aculeatinus CBS 121060
Lineage: Eukaryota; Fungi; Ascomycota; Eurotiomycetes; Eurotiales; Aspergillaceae
Exons: 1
Coding region: 221-1237 (338 amino acids)
Source: RefSeq, a predicted model, not a curated record